Molecule: messenger RNA, 2976 nt
Organism: Letharia columbiana
Lineage: Eukaryota; Fungi; Ascomycota; Lecanoromycetes; Lecanorales; Parmeliaceae
Exons: 2
Coding region: 1-2976 (991 amino acids)
Biological process (GO): rRNA catabolic process
Cellular component (GO): nuclear exosome (RNase complex); cytoplasmic exosome (RNase complex)
Molecular function (GO): 3'-5'-RNA exonuclease activity; endonuclease activity; RNA binding
Source: RefSeq, a predicted model, not a curated record
AUGACGAGUCUCAAACGGUCACUGGCUGAUCCAUAUGCCUCGAACAUCUCAAGCAAAGUCUUUGUGAGAUCAACUAAGAGUGGAAAGGUGCAGAAGAUAGUCAAAGAGUUGUAUCUCAGACGAGACAUUCCAUGUUCGUCGAGACUCUGCUCGGCGUGUCUGGCAAAUGCCCCAGCGGACGCAAAUGGAGUCGUUGCCCCGUUUGUUCUGUCGGAGAAGCCAGCAGGUACAAAGAAUUUUUCCGCUGGUCACUACCUAGUACCAGAUACAAAUGCAUUACUCAAUGGCAUGGACUUGUUCGAAGAGACUUCCGGUUUUCACGAUGUCAUCAUCCUUCAGACAGUGCUGGAGGAGCUGAGAAAUCGCUCUCUCCCAUUGUACAACCGUAUCAUUGGCUUGACUAAAAGUGAAGAUAAACAUUUCUACGUCUUUUUCAACGACUUCCGGCAGGAGACCUAUGUUGUCAGAGAGCAGGGUGAGACCAUCAAUGACCGUAAUGACAGGGCUGUCCGACGAGCAGUCAGUUGGUAUGGACAACAUUUGCAUCAGUCUGUCAGAUCCAGCAAGCGGCCCAUCCAGUGCCCAGCUAUCGUUAUGCUCAGUGAUGAUAAAGAGAACAUUCGAAAGGCUAAAGCAGAGAAGCUUAGCGCCUGCUCUUUGGCCGACUACGUAUCUGGUCUUGAUGAUGCUGAACGUCUUCUUGACAUGAUCAAUGCUUCUCGCCAAGGCCAAGAGUCAAGAAGCACAGCAGCUGAACAGCUUUAUCCUGACUACUUCUCGUUAUCUAAAAUGAUGACUGGUGUCCGAGCCAGCACACUGCAUCAGGGCAUCUUCAAUGUCUCUCCAUACAAUUAUCUCGAGGGUUCUGUACACGUCCCGGCCUUUGACAAGUCUCUGCUUAUACUAGGUCGAGAAAACAGCAACAGAGCUGUGUCAGGGGAUGUUGUUGUGGUAGAGGUUCUGCCACAGUCCCAAUGGAAAGCACCAUCCACCAAGAUCAUCGAGGAAGACACUUUAAACAAGAACGAAAAUGCGGAUGUCGAUGAAGCUGAAGGAGAGGCUGUCGUGACUGAGCAAGAACGCAAGGCGUUGCAAGAAGAAGUCAAAAAGACACAGGGAAAGAGCAUCGAAGGUCGACCACAGCCUACAGCUAGAGUGGUUGGCGUGAUCAAACGAAAUUGGCGCCAAUAUGUGGGACAUGUUGACAGCAGCUCAAGUUCGGCCGCAAAGCAAGGCCGAAAGCAGCAGACCGUGUUCUUGAUACCGAUGGACAAACGGAUUCCUAAGAUUAGACUACGUACCCGUCAAGCAGACGAACUGUUAGGCAAGCGAGUUCUAGUGACUAUCGAUGCAUGGGACCAAAGCUCACGAUAUCCUGAGGGCCAUUUUGUAAGGUCACUUGGUGACCUUGAAACCAAAGGAGCAGAGACCGAGGCAUUGUUGCUAGAGUAUGACGUGCAAUACAGGCCUUUUCCGAAAGGAGUCUUAGAUUGUUUACCUUCCGAAGGUCACGAAUGGAAGGUGCCGGCAAGCACGGAGGAUCCAGGUUGGCAGGGCAGAAAAGAUUUACGUGAUCUUUUGGUUUGCAGUAUCGACCCCGUGGGUUGUCAAGAUAUCGAUGAUGCGCUCCACGCGAGGCCGCUGCCGAAUGGCAAUUACGAAGUUGGAGUUCAUAUCGCAGAUGUGUCGCAUUUUGUCAAGCCAAACAACGCAAUGGAUGCAGAGGCCAGCGUACGAGGAACAACAGUGUAUCUAGUAGACAAACGCAUUGACAUGUUACCCAUGCUCCUAGGUACUGAUCUGUGCUCCCUGAAACCAUACAUCGAGCGUUAUGCGUUCUCCGUUAUCUGGGAAAUCACAAAGAAUGCAGAGAUCGUCAGCUCUUCCUUCACCAAAUCCGUCAUUAGGUCCAGGGAGGCUUUCAGCUACGAGCAAGCGCAAAUGCGAAUCGACGACAAGGCGCAGAAAGAUGAACUAACCCAGGGUAUGAGGACCCUUCUCAAGCUUUCGAAGAAGCUACGUCAGAAGCGCAUGGAUGCAGGAGCUUUGAAUCUUGCGAGUCCAGAAGUGCGUGUGCAAACGGAAUCUGAGACAUCGGAUCCGGUGGAUGUGAAGACUAAGGAGUUGCUAGGCACGAAUUCGCUCGUGGAAGAGUUCAUGCUUCUCGCUAACAUCAGCGUGGCCGGGAAGAUAUACGAAGCAUUCCCACAAACUGCCUUGCUUCGAAGGCAUGCUGCUCCGCCUAAAAGCAACUUUGAGGAGCUCGCGAACCAGCUGAAAGUCAAGCGUGGAUUCAACCUUCGCACAGAAAGCUCCAAAGCAGUUGCGGAUUCACUGGACUCAUGCGUCGACGCGAAGGAGCCUUUCUUCAACACGCUAGUUCGCAUCCUGGCCACACGGUGCAUGAUGUCUGCGGAAUACUUCUGCUCAGGGAGCCAGUCGUACCCCGACUUCCGCCAUUACGGCUUAGCAAGCGAGAUCUAUACUCACUUCACCAGUCCCAUCAGACGAUACGCUGAUCUCGAAGCCCACAGGCAAUUGGCUGCGGCUAUCGAAUACGAGACCCUGGACAUCAGCCUGCACAGCAAAGCAAAGCUGGAAGAAGUGUGCAAAAACAUCAACGUGAGACAUCGAAACGCCCAGAUGGCCGGCCGAGCGAGCAUAGAGUACUACGUCGGGCAGGCGCUCAAGGGACGAGUGGUGGAAGAAGAGGGAUUUGUAAUGAAGGUAUUCUCGAAUGGAUUCGUGGUAUUUGUGCCGCGAUUCGGCAUUGAAGGUCUGAUACGGCUGCGAGACCUAGCCACGCCAGAGCCUGAAGGCGUAUUCGAUGAGGAAGAGUAUAUCCUUCGGGUUAGUGGAACGGGGGUACAUUUGCAGGUGGAGCUAUUCCAGAAGGUUGUCGUGAGAAUCAGUGACGUGAAGGAAGAAUCGACGGGGAAAAGGAAGAUCAAACUUGAGUUGAUGAAGGCCAGCUGA